This is a messenger RNA of Sinocyclocheilus grahami, 512 nucleotides long. Its product is annotated as peroxisomal 2,4-dienoyl-CoA reductase-like. Gene Ontology annotation, cellular component: peroxisome. Gene Ontology annotation, molecular function: 2,4-dienoyl-CoA reductase (NADPH) activity. Bases 1 to 324 code for a protein of 107 amino acids. The transcript is spliced from 3 exons. NCBI's taxonomy places the organism in Eukaryota, Metazoa, Chordata, Actinopteri, Cypriniformes, Cyprinidae. Gene Ontology annotation, biological process: fatty acid catabolic process. The record is from RefSeq and is a predicted model, not a curated record.
AUGACAAGGCAUUUGGCGGUCGAGUGGGGCCCCAGUGGUGUGAGGGUGAAUACAGUGGCUCCAGGCCCCAUCUCUGGCACAGAGGGUUACCGUAGACUGGGUGGUUCACAUUCCGAGUCAGCGGGGGUUUUCCGCAGCAUCCCACUGCAAAGAGCCGGCAAUAAGACGGAGAUCGCACAUGCAGUUCUUUUCCUGGCCAGUCGCGCGGCUUCAUACGUCACCGGCGCUAUACUGGUCGCAGACGGAGGGGCGUGGCUUACCUCAGCCAAUGACGUGGAACGGCUGCUGGGUUUUUGGUCUGCAGAGAAAAGAAAGGAUAAAUAGCAUGAAUCUAGAGAUUGAAAUCAACAGCAAUGGACCAGUUGUCGUGCCAACAUCUGUAUGAUAAUUGUUGAAUAUUACAAAAACGUCCAUAUUAUUUUUCACCCCAAAAUUAAAGAAACAAAAUAAGAAAUUAUAUUCUGUGUUAAGAAAAUUACGCCUAAUUAUAGGACUUUUAGAAUGAAACAUUC